This is a messenger RNA of Liolophura sinensis, 2206 nucleotides long. RefSeq names its product cilia- and flagella-associated protein 206-like. Gene Ontology annotation, biological process: regulation of cilium beat frequency. Gene Ontology annotation, cellular component: axoneme; ciliary basal body. Lineage: Eukaryota; Metazoa; Mollusca; Polyplacophora; Chitonida; Chitonidae. The coding region runs from base 100 to 1977 and encodes 625 amino acids. The record is from RefSeq and is a predicted model, not a curated record. The transcript is spliced from 17 exons.
AUGGGUUCAAUAUGGCGGAUUUGUAAACCACACGCUGUCAAAGAGAGUGCUUUUUCGUGAUUUUGUGGUCCAAGCUAGCAAACGGAUUGAAACAUCAGAAUGUCUCGCGCGCAAGCAGAAAGUGUCAUCAAAAAUAUCAUUCGAGAAAUUGCCCAGGAGUGUGCAAGCAAAGGGCAGGCUGUGUCUGAAACACUGGUUGCUUUUAUGGUAAAAGCUGUUGUGUUAGACCCAAGUAAUGAAUUUAAUGUGGACAGGACACUGACCAAAGAUGAUGUACAGAAACUUAUUAAGCUGUGCGUGGACAGACUUAUGGACACAAGGUCACCAGCCUUGGACACAGUCAAAAUGCAGGUGUAUUUUGAUAUGAAUUACACCACAAGAGGUGACUUUUUGGAGGAGCAUCGCCGUGUGCUGGAGUCCCGUUUACAGCCAGUUAUUCGUGAGAUCACUGACAGUCGUGCCAGGACACGAGAAGAACUGGAGAGCUUGUACAGAAAGAUUGUAUCAGCAGUAUUACUGAGGUCUGGACUAGGAUCUCCUACAGACAUUGCUGUAGUUCGCGAAGCAACAGCUGCCCUACAGAGUGUGUUCCCACAAACAGAGCUCGGGACAUUCAUGUCGCUGUCGAAGCGUGACAAAGAGCGACAGUUGCUGGAACUUACCAUGAUUGUGACAGGAAUACGACUCUUCAACAAGGAAUGUGGAAAGGGAGGAGAAGGCAUUGAUGACUUACCAGCCAUAUUGAAUGAAGCUGUACCUGCCACCACACAGAAUGUUGACUCAGAGAUACAACAAACUUUGACAAAUGCCUUCAAAUAUACAGCCCUGAUAGAACGUAUCCAUCAGAACCAGCAGCCAGUGGAGGGGAUUUCCCUUCAGCUGCUCAAAGAGUCUCUCAUCAACGCUCGACAACAGGAGUGCUUCCUGAAGAUUAUACUGAAUGAUGUCAUUGGUUGUGCUCAACAAGUAGAGAUGCUGGAAAACCAAUUAGCAGGCAGGAUGGAGCAACUUCAAGCCACUGUCCAGUCAAAAACAGCUGUACCAACAGCCCAAGUCUAUCCUCAGUUCAUCCAUCUGUCCCAGCUGUGGAGUGGUUUCCAGGAUGAGAUGGUGUUGUUGAGUGUACUCAGUAACAUACUGGUGAGCCUGGAGCCCUUCACCAGGAGUUACAAGGAGCUGUUCACAGAUGAAGUGCUGGACCCAUACCUUCAGGAUCUGCGCAUCAAAACUGAUGAUGAGAGAAGGGCUGAGUCAGGUGGUGAGGAGAAUCGUGUCAACCCCAAAGACUUCCCUGAACAAGACUGGCUUUUCCCAGAAAGUACCAAAAACUUUCACAAACUACCAUUACAAUAUCGGGGUUUCUGUGGCUGGGCCCUCGUGAAAUAUGAUCGCUUGUUAAUACCUGCUAAUCCAGACAUUGGAAUCCUCAGAUACAGGGAUCAUUAUUACUCCUUUUCAAGCAAACCUGCUGCCUAUGAAUUUGCAGGAAACAUGGAGUUAUUUCAGACUCACGUUGCAGAGUGUGCUAAGAAAAAUCCAGAAUUGAUUCAGUUGCUAGAGCUGCACACCCAGUUUGCCACAAUAACACCUUACUCUCAGGGUGGUGAUCAGGGCAGAAUGAUAGAGAAGCCAUUGACAAAGUGUGACAGUGGAACACAGACAGAUACCCACAUCCUGGAGCCCAACAUUGUCAAGUCCUAUGAGUGGAAUGAGUGGGAACUCAGGAGGAAGGCUAUCAAGCUGGCUAAUUUACGUACCAAGCUGACCCAUUCUGUACAGACCAAUCUGAGUAACCUGAGGAGAGAUAAUGUCACACAAGUCUACCUGCCCAAAGAAACAACCACACAGACAAAGAAAGAUGGCAGCACAAAUGUUCCCCAGUGCAAGGUUUUCAUGGCAGGGUUGAGGGGAGGUGGAACAGGCAAGCCUACCACAAUGAUCAAAGUUGACCUUACGCGUGAUGUGCAGGAGUGCUGAGAAACCAAAUGUUCUGGACAAGCUGGGGAUAAGGUCACAAAGAAAUGUACAGAAAAAUAGCAGUGUAGCUAUUGGUUCUUAACUUUUUGUGUACAGCCGCAUGGAAAACUUUGACAAUAUGCCUUUAUAAGAAAUGUAACAAGCAACCAAUUCUGUACAUUUUAUGUAAUUUAUUCAUUUCAUGUAUAAUCAUCUGCGAUUGUGAUAUGUCCGUAAUAAAUGAAUUAAC